GGUUGAGCAGCUUGGUGCUUUCUAAAAAAAAAAAAUUCUAUACAUGUUAUUCUGUACAUUAUAUCAACAAUUAAUUUGGUAUUUUAAUGUUGCGAAUUUACAAUUUGAAACGUAAAAAAUUUUGAUUAAAAGUUUAUAAAUACGACGACGAAUAAUAAAUUGCAAUAAUGGGUAAAGCAAAAAAAGGAAAGCGGUCUAAUAAGGAAGAAGAUGAUGAUAUGUUUAUGGAUAGUGAUGUUGAUGUUGAUGAACAAGUUAUUGCACCAGUAAAAAGCAAAUCAAAAGCAAAAAAAAAUGAUAAAAAAAAAAAUAACAAAGAUACUGAUGAUGUUGAUGAUUUAACAAUGGAUAUUGAUGAUGAUGAAGAAUUAGUUGUUCCAGUUAAAAAUAAAUCAAAAGCAAAAAAUAAGAAAAAAAAUAAUAUUAAAGAAGAUGAUGAUGAUGUGUCACUUGAUAUUGAUGAUGAAGAUGUAGUUGCUCCAGUUAAAAGUAAAUCAAAAGCGAAAAAUAAGAAAAAAAAUAAUAUUAAAGAUGAUGAUGUUGAUGAUUUAUCAGUUGACAUAGAUGAUGAAGAGCUAGUGGUUCCAGUUAAAGCCAAGUCAAAAGCUAAAAAUAAAAAAAAAAAUAAUAAAGAUUUUGAUGAUGUUGAUGAUUUGCCAGUUGAUAUUGAUGAUGAAGAAGAAUUGGUUGUUCCAGUUAAAGCCAAAUCAAAGGCUAAAAAUAAGAAAAAAAAUAUCAAAGACGAAAUUGAUGAUGAUAUGUUUGUUGAGGAUUUAUCAGUUGAUAUUGAAGAAGAAAAAGAAGAAGAAUUAAUUGCUCCAGUUAAAAGUAAAUCAAAGGGAAAAAAUAAAAAAAAGAAUAUCAAAGAAGAUGAUGAUGAUGUUGAAGAUUUACCAAUUGACAAAGAAGAAGAAGAAUUAGUUGCUUCAGUUAAAAGUAAAUUAAAAGUUACAGAUGAUAAAGCAAUGCCUGUCAAAGAAAAUGAGAAUGAUAAUAUUGAUGAUUUGUUGAUUGAUUCUGAGGAUGAUUCAGUGAAAAAUAAAUCAAAGAAAAAAGAUAAUAAAAAAAAGGAUAAAGUAAGUGGUGAUAUGAAUGCUAAUAAAGUUAAUGAUAAUAAUGAAGAUGAUGAAAGUGGUACUGUUAAAACAGCAGCUCAAAAGAAAAAAGAAAAAAAAGAACGUGAAAAAUUAAAAAAAAUGGCACAAAAAAAAUCUGAACAUGCUAAAAAAGCUGAAGGUGGUGCAUCAAAAGAGUCAUCAAUUGAAAAAACAUCAAAACCUGUUGUUGAUGAAGUGAAAAAAGAUGCUGCUGUUGUUGUUGUUGAUGAUGGUAAUGUUGAUGAUGAAGAGGGUGGUGGAAAGAAAAAAAAGAAAAAAGGUGGUAAAGAUGAUGCAAAAACAAAUGCUAAAGAUAGUAAAAAAGGACCAAGUAAAGCAUUGCUAGCUCAAUUAUUAGAAGAAAGAAAAAGAAGAGAAGAAGAAGAAGAACGUUUAAGACGUGAAGAAGAAGAACUUGAACGUCAAGCUGAAGCUGCUGAAGCAGCACGUUUAGCUCAAUUACAAUUAGAACAAGAAAGAAAAGAAAAAAAAAAAUUAAAAGAAAAACAAAGAAAAGAACGUCUAAAGGCUGAAGGUAAAUUAUUAACUGAUAAACAAAAACAAGAUCGUGCACGUGCACAACAAUUAUUAGCUGAAUCAUUAAAAGCACAAGGUUUAGAAGUACCAGAAGCUGGACAAAAAAAACCAAGAACAAAGCUAGGAACAAGAUUAAGACCUAAUAAAUUAAAACAACAAUCAAGUAUUGAAGAAAAAAAAUUAGAUGUAAAUAUACCAGAUCAGGUGCAGCUUGAAAUUGUUGAUCAAAAACAACAACAGCAAUCAAUAAAAGAAGCUGAAAAAAAAGUUGAUGAAGUUAAAGAUUCAUGGGAUGCUGUAUCAAGUGAAGAAGAGGAAGAAGAAGAAGAUAAAUCAGAAGAAACUGUUAAGGCUGUGACUGCUACAAAUAAUGGUAAAAUAACUGAUGUUGCUGGAGCAAAAAAAAAUACAGAAUCAUCUGACAGUGGUGAUUCUGGAAGUGGUAGUGAUAGUAAUUCAGAUAGUGAUAAUUCAGACAGUGAUGAAGAAGAAAGUAUUGAUGAAAAAUUAACAGAUGCUGAAAAGAAAAAAGAACGUGCAAGAUUAAGAAUCCAAAAUAGAAGAAUAUCAGCUGAUAAAAAACGUACACUUGAUAAUUUAAGAGCAGCUGUUGUAUGUGUACUUGGUCAUGUUGAUACUGGUAAAACAAAAAUACUUGAUAAAUUGCGAAGAACAAAUGUACAAGAUGGUGAAGCUGGUGGUAUAACACAACAAAUUGGUGCAACAAAUGUACCAAUUGAAGCAAUACGUGAAUCAACAAAACACGUCAAGGGUUUUGCUGAUAAAGAAUUUAAAAUACCUGGUUUAUUAAUUAUUGAUACACCUGGUCACGAGUCAUUUAGUAAUUUACGUGAUCGUGGUUCUUCAUUGUGUGAUAUAUCUGUUCUUGUUAUUGAUAUUAUGCAUGGUCUUGAACCACAAACAAUUGAAAGUAUAAAAUUAUUACGAGCUAAAAAAUGUCCAUUUGUUGUUGCAUUAAAUAAAAUUGAUAGAUUAUAUGAUUGGGAAACAAUGAAUAGAAAAGAUGUACAAGAUAUUAUUAAUGCACAAGGUAUUAAUACAAAACUUGAAUUUGAAAAACGUUCAAAAGAAGUUAUAAUACAAUUAGCUGAACAAGGUUUAAAUGCAGCAAUAUUUUAUGAAAAUCCAGAUCCAAGAACUUAUGUAUCAUUAGUGCCAACAAGUGCAAUUACUGGUGAAGGAAUGGGUAAUUUAUUGGCUCUAUUGAUAAAUGCAUGUCAAGGACCAUUAGCUAAACGUUUAAUGUACAGUGAUGAAUUACAAGCAACAGUACUUGAAGUUAAAGCAUUACCUGGUCUUGGUACAACAAUUGAUUGUAUAUUAGUUAAUGGUACAUUAAAAGAAGGUGAUACAAUGAUUGUUGCUGGUAGUGAUGGUCCAAUUGUAACACAAAUACGUUCAUUAUUAAUGCCACAACCAUUAAAAGAAUUACGUGUUAAAAAUUCAUAUGUUGAAUAUCGUGAAAUAAAAGCAGCACAAGGUGUUAAAAUUGCUGCUAAAGAUUUAGAAAAAGCUAUUGCUGGUUUAAAUUUAGCUGUUGCACAAAAACCAGAUGAAAUUGAUUUAUUAAAAGAAGAAAUAUCAAAAGAAUUAUCAAAAGCAUUGGGCAAUAUGAAACUUGUUGAUCGUGGUGUAUUUGUACAAGCAUCAACACUUGGUGCACUUGAAGCACUCCUAGAUUUUCUACGAAGCAGUAAAAUUCCGUAUGCUGGUAUCAGAAUUGGACCAGUUGUCAAGAAAGACGUUAUGAAAGCAUCAAUAAUGCUUGAACACGACAGCCAAUAUGCAACGAUAUUGGCAUUUGAUGUUAAAAUUGAACGUGAUGCACAAGAUCUUGCUGAUACACUUGGUGUUAAAAUAUUCCAGGCUGAUAUUAUUUAUCAUUUGUUUGAUAAAUUUACAGCAUACAGAGAAGAAUUAAAACAACGAAGGAGAGAUGAACACAAACAUAUUGCUGUAUUUCCUUGCAAGCUUCGUGUCGUACCAGGGUGUAUUUUUAAAACAAGAGAUCCAAUUGUUAUUGGUGUUAUGGUUGAAGCUGGUAUUGUCAAAGAGGGAACACCAGUGUGUGUCAUCAAAAAAGACGCAGAAAAAGGAGCGGAAAUUGAUAAACAGCGUAUCAAUUUGGGUGUGGUGUCAAGUAUUGAGAUAAAUCAUAAAUUUGUUGAAUCUGCAAGAAAAGGUCAAGAAGUUUGUGUUAAAAUUGAGCCAAUUCCAGGUGAUGCACCAAAAAUGUUUGGUCGUCAUUUUGAUGAAACAGACAUGAUCAUCAGCACGAUAUCCAGAGAAAGUAUAGAUGCUUGUAAAAAUUAUUUCCGUGAUGAUCUACUUAAAAGUGACUGGCAAUUAAUGGUUGAAUUAAAAAAACUAUUCGAAAUAUUGUAAAAAAAAAACAAAUUAAAUUUCCCAUUUUUUCAAUUAUAAAAAAUUUGAAAUGAAAAUGGAAAAACAGAAAGAAAAAUAUACAAAAUGAAGAUUAAUUAAUAAAUUGUAAAUUAAUUUUUAAAUAACAACGAUAUUUUUAAAUACCACUUUGUAUAUCAGUGAUUAACAAAAAAAUUUAUCUUUAUUAUUAUUUUUUUUUAAUUCUAUUGUUAAUCACUGUUGAAUAAUAAUAAUAAUAAUAAUAAAAACGAAAAUUGUUUUACAAAUCUUCAAUGAAAAUAAAAAAUAAAAAAAACAAACUCAAUAAUUAAAAUAAUAAUAAAUAAUAUUAAUAAAAUUAUAAACAA
Messenger RNA from Aphidius gifuensis, 4387 nucleotides. RefSeq names its product eukaryotic translation initiation factor 5B (gene eIF5B). The coding region runs from base 168 to 4040 and encodes 1290 amino acids. Lineage: Eukaryota; Metazoa; Arthropoda; Insecta; Hymenoptera; Braconidae. The transcript is spliced from 8 exons. Gene Ontology annotation, molecular function: GTP binding; GTPase activity; translation initiation factor activity. The record is from RefSeq and is a predicted model, not a curated record.